AUGAGAGAAAAAGCUUCAGCUCGACAAAAAACAUCCGAAAGUUUCCAGUUUCAGCCCAAAGCUGCUGAACUGAGAUCAGCUCCGCAGCUUCAUCCUCCUCCUCAUCCUCCUCCUCCUGUGGCUUACUGGAGAGCCUCUCCAGCCCUGAGCGCCUUCUCCAGCUUUUAUACCCGCGCGCGCAUCGCAGGAGGAGAGUUAGGCGGCCUGCGGCGCCCCCUGCCGGCUGAGUCCAGCCUUCCUCCUAACUGGAUUACUGACUCUCACAAGAGCAGGCAGCUAAAGCUGCCCCACCUUCCCUGGAGACCAGGUUCCUCUAAGGAUGAGGAUAGAACCGGAAGUCGUGCGCAUGGUCGUUCAAUUGUAGAAACGCGGAAGUGGUUCAGAUACAAAGGCUGUGACGGAGUUAGGUUUUACUCUAAAUACCAGUUUUCCUGUGAAGCGGAGAAACCAGAUCCCCUCAAAAUGUCCGUCUACUCUCCGACGACGGUGUCUACUCCCAAAGACUCCUGCUGUUUGGGCACAGAGGUCCUGGGGAAACCUCGCUUCUUCCUGAAAAUCGCUGAAGUGCUCUUCUCCCUGGUGGCCUUUGUCCUGGAGGAGACCGUCACCAGCUGCAGUAGCUGCUCCCCUCUCUACUUCUUUGAGUUUGUGAGCUGCACGGCCUUCCUGUUCACCGCUCUGCUCUUAGUCCUCCUCUCCACUACCCUGCACAAGAGAGUGGGCAUCACCUGCUGGCCCAAAGUGGACUUCCUGUACACUUUGAUCAUUGCUGUGCUCUUCCUCAUCUCCUCCAUCGUGUUUGCAUCCGAUAACGGAGGAACGUCUGUUGAGAAAGCCUCCGUGGCUUUUGGCUUCGUGGCGAUGGUGCUGUUCUGCAUUGACGUGGGCCUCUUCGUGAAGACCAACGGUAACCCGUUUAGGAACAGCCAGGGCUCGCCCACCACGAACGGCGGCCCAGCUCAACCUGAGGUGGAGAAACUGAAUGGCGACGUCCCCGCAGAGUCCAACGGCGCGCAGUAGGCGCCCGCGUCUUCACCUUGUUGAAUGUAGUGAAGCGUGACAUCAGCUGCAGUCGAUCCCGUUUUUUAUUUCAGCCUUUGUUUCAACACCAGAGGGCGCUGUGCUCUAAAACCCUGUAGUUUCUGAGCACAGCGCCGCCGGUGAUGCGUUUAAAAAAAAAAGAAAUCUGAGACAGAAACCUUUUUUUUUUCUUUAUUAAAAUUACAUUAGGAAUCAAAGGACACUAAACCCAUCAAACCACUAAACCUUUUUAAUCCUUCACUGGGAACCAGACGUCUGACUGGUUCUCCUUCUGUCUGCUUUGCUUUUUUUAAUAUAUUAACCGAAAACUGCCUUAAAAUCAUGAUGAUGUUUUAGAAACCUUCUCAGAUCAGCAGGUUGUGCCAUUUUCCUUCUUUUCUUUUAGAAAUAUAUCAAGCAUGUAUUUUCUGUAAAAUGUCUUUUGUAUAUUUGUUCAUUUUCUUCUUAAAUCUAAAGGAUUUUUUUUUUUUUUUUAUGAAU
This is a messenger RNA of Cyprinodon tularosa, 1521 nucleotides long. It is a transcript of the gene cmtm6, whose product is annotated as CKLF-like MARVEL transmembrane domain containing 6. The coding region runs from base 1 to 1020 and encodes 339 amino acids. NCBI's taxonomy places the organism in Eukaryota, Metazoa, Chordata, Actinopteri, Cyprinodontiformes, Cyprinodontidae. Gene Ontology annotation, cellular component: membrane. The transcript has 7 exons. The record is from RefSeq and is a predicted model, not a curated record.